Molecule: messenger RNA, 1715 nt
Organism: Drosophila obscura
Lineage: Eukaryota; Metazoa; Arthropoda; Insecta; Diptera; Drosophilidae
Gene: SmydA-9
Product: SET domain-containing protein SmydA-8
Exons: 2
Coding region: 83-1579 (498 amino acids)
Molecular function (GO): protein binding
Source: RefSeq, a predicted model, not a curated record
ACUCGUUCUCGUAUUUUGUUUUGUUUUGUUAAUUUUUUUGUGUGUGCACUACGAGAGAGCGGAAUUUGUUAAUAGUCGCGCCAUGAUCUGCCCGAAACGUACCUCGGAGCUGCUGGACCUGCAUCUGGCUCCGUUCAAGGACAAGGAUCCCGCCUGGGAGGUGGGCGUCUCGAAGAUAGCCGGCCGCGGCCUGAUGGCCACGCGCGGCAUUAAGCGCGGCGAGAUCAUCUUGAAGGACAUGCCGCUGCUGAUCGGCCUGUCCGCCCUCGAGGAGGACUCGCUGAAUGCGUGCAGUGUGUGCCUGAGGGAGCUGCCGGAUACGCGCUUCAUGUGCCGCGUGGGCUGCGGCCUGCCCGUUUGCAAUCUCUGCUCCAAGAAGAAACAGCACAAGACCGACUGUGAUCUGCUCAAGUCGUGGGGCCCCAACGAGCCGGAGGUGGCCAAUUCGGUGAUCAUACGGCUGCUGUGCGUGGCCCGGGCCCUCAAUCUGAACAAGGACCAGCGCGAUCUGAUCUACUGUCUGCAGGCGAAUCUGGAUAACAACCAUCGCGUGGAGGUGCGCAAUGCGGCCAAGCUAUUCAAGAAUUUCCCCACCGACAAAAAGGUCUUCGAGAUCAUGAACCGCACCGUGGCCGUACUGCGAACGAACGGCUUUGACAAGACCACCGAUCGCACCAACGACAAUCAGGAGUUCAACUAUCGCGCCCUCUAUCCCCUGUUCGCCGUCAUGAACCAUGACUGCAUCCCCAACUCGUACUACACCUUCGAGGAGAAGACCAACGUAAUGAUCGUUCGCGCCGCCGUCGAUAUACCCGAGGGCUUCGAGAUCACCACCACUUACACCAAACUAUUCACGGGCAACAUUGCGCGACAUUUAUUCCUCAAAAUGAAGAAGGGAUUCACCUGCAAGUGCUCCCGCUGCUCCGAUCCCACGGAGAAAGGCGCCUAUAUUUCGGGCCUGUAUUGCCGCGACAUGAACUGCUCGGGCCUGGUGGUGCCAGAGAUCACCGGUCUGCCGCAUCCCAACUACAAUUGCCUGGAGUGCAAGCAGAAGUCCACGCAUGCCCAGAUGAUGAAGUCGCAGGACUUUGCCAGCGGCGCCAUCAACGCCAAGGCCAACUCGAACUCGCUGCGCACCCUGGUCCAGUACCUGAACGAGAAGAGCGACAACUUCAUACCCAACAGCAACUACAUGGUGAUCGAUGCGAAGCUGUCGGUGCUGCAGCGCCUCGGCCAGGGCCGUGAGGACUGCAGCGAGGAGCUGGCGGCCAACACGCGCCUCCGCUACAGUCGCGACGUCAUCCAGGUGAUGGACCAGCUGGGCCUCGGCGACUCUCUGGUGCGCACCCAGAUGCAGGAGCUGCUGCGCCGCGAGGAGGAGCGCCGCGCCAAGCGGCUGGCCGAGGAGGCCGAGAAGCAGCGCAAGCUGGCCGAACUCCAGGCCAAGGCAGCCGAGGCGGACCAGCUGCUGGCCGCCCUGGAGGAGGCUGCACGGGUCGAGCAGGAAGCAGCCGCGCCAGCUUCUACCGCUCCUGCCCCUGCCCCCACCUCCGCUCCAGCUGCCACUGAGACGGCUUAAAUGUAAUGGUUGGGCGGGCAAGGACAAGAUUCAAGUUGGCCCAGCAGGCCCAGCUCUCCCCCAACUGUCACCCAUCUCCAAGUAGUCACCCUCCCCUCAAAUUUGUUGUGUUGUGUGUACUAAACUUAAUAAUUGU